CUUUCUUGGCGUAAUUAUUUGAAGCAAAAUGAAAUCACGGUUGAGAGCUAUUAGCCGAACCCUCGGAUAACUUUUCAGUCCAGAAAAGGAAACAGAUGUCAACACAUACCUAAAUCAAAACAGUUCCAUAAAAAUGUGAUAAUAAAAUUCCACUAUAUGCAAAGCACACAGCUUGUAAAGCAUGGCUUCCAAUAUAACCAAUCCUCCUUCCACCCUUGGUAAAUAUUGUGUCACACUGACCUCAAGCUUGGUGCUAGCAUCUUUAGUUGCUCUCACAGUUCAAGUCUUCUACUUCUCACCGAUAGAUCCAGUUAUACUAGAAAUUCCUUCUUCUGCAUCUUCACCUUCUUCAACCAAAAACAACCAAUUACAGAAUGUGAUUAAACUCGGAGAAGGAUUUCUGAAACAACCAGAAGAUGUUUGUGUUGAUAAAAAUGGUGUUCUAUAUACAGCUACAAGAGAUGGUUGGAUUAAAAGAAUGGUUAGGAAUGAAAAUUGGGAGAAUUGGAAGCAUAUAGAUAGCUCUUCUUUGCUUGGAAUCACUACAUCUAAAGAUGGUGGUCUCAUUGUGUGUGAUGCUUCCGAGGGUUUACUCAAGGUUACAGAAGAUGGUUUCAGUGUUAUCCUUUCACAAGUGAAUGGUUCUCAAUUAAUGUUUGCCGAUGAUGUAAUAGAAGCAUCAGAUGGAAAUAUAUACUUCAGUGUUGGUAGUAACAAAUUUGGUUUACACGAUUGGUAUUUGGAUUUGCUAGAGGCAAGACCUCAUGGACAACUUUUAAAGUAUAAUCCCACGUUAAAUGAGACAGUUAUUGUCAUUGAUAAUUUGACAUUUGCAAAUGGUGUUGCACUGUCCAAGGAUGAAGAUUAUGUUGUGGUGUGCGAAACUUGGAAAUUUAGGUGUGUGAGGCAUUGGCUAAAAGGAAUUAACAAUGGCAAAACAGAUAUCUUUAUUGAAAACCUCCCUGGUGGACCUGACAAUAUCAAUCUUGCUCCUGAUGGCUCAUUUUGGAUCGCUUUGGUGCAAUUAACUUCUAAAAGGCUGGGGUUUGUGCACACCUCUAUAGUAUGCAAACACUUGUUAGCUUCAUUUCCAAGGCUAAUUAAUCUGAUCAAUAGUGCAACAAAAUCAGCUAUGGUGCUAAAUGUUGGAACUGAAGGCAAUAUUAUCAGAAAGUUUGGUGAUAAUGAAGGUAAGGUGAUAAGUUUUGUAACUUCAGCUGUGGAGUUUGAGGACCAUCUUUACCUAGGAAGUCUUAAUUCUGACUUUGUUGGAAAAUUGCCACUGCCAAGUGCAGAGUGAUGUUCAGAUCUUACUGAAUAAAGAGUGUGUAUCAUCCUAUGUGUUUUGAUAUGCCGGGUUUAGACAAAGCACAUCUAGUAAAAUACUAUCCAUAUUAUGUAAAUUUGCGUCUUUCAUUGAUCUGAGUAAAAACUAUCCAUAUUAUUUAAA
Messenger RNA from Medicago truncatula (barrel medic), 1450 nucleotides. Its product is annotated as protein STRICTOSIDINE SYNTHASE-LIKE 4. The record is from RefSeq and is a predicted model, not a curated record. Gene Ontology annotation, cellular component: endomembrane system. Gene Ontology annotation, molecular function: hydrolase activity. The transcript has 6 exons. Lineage: Eukaryota; Viridiplantae; Streptophyta; Magnoliopsida; Fabales; Fabaceae. The coding region runs from base 182 to 1300 and encodes 372 amino acids.